Molecule: messenger RNA, 612 nt
Organism: Zasmidium cellare ATCC 36951
Lineage: Eukaryota; Fungi; Ascomycota; Dothideomycetes; Mycosphaerellales; Mycosphaerellaceae
Exons: 2
Coding region: 1-612 (203 amino acids)
Source: RefSeq, a predicted model, not a curated record
AUGCCAUCCCAAACCAUCACCUUCGCCGCCCUCCUAGCCCUCAGCACCACCAUCUCAGCUCAGGGCUUCACAAUCGGCAACAGCGACAUCAACUGCGACGGCACCUCCCUCCAAGACUACUGCUGCCCCGGCUCCAUCCUCUCCAGCGGCGACUACGGCAACAACAACAACGACGACGUCUCCGGCAUCAUCUGCUGCGUCGGCGAUCCAGACCAGGGGUUCAACAAUAUCGGCGGCGUGACGACUUGUUCGGCGGGCACGGCGACGCUUUUGACGGCGGUUUCGGGGGCUGCGACGGGGGCUGCUACGGCGACGUCUUCACCUGCUUCGAGCACGGAGAGUGGUGUUGCUGCGGAGACGACGUCUUCGGAUGCUGAGAGUAGUGAGGCUGCGACGAGCACUGCUGGGACAACGAGUAGUGCGGGAUCUACGAGCAGUGGUAUGGCGACGAGCACGACUGCAGGUGGAGCUGCGGCGACGACGAGUUCCGCGAGCGUUGCGGCUCAGAGCUCAUCUUCUUCUUCGUCGUCGUCGGCGGGAGCUGCGAAGGCGAUUGUGACUGGUGCCCCGAUUUUGGGUGGUGCUGCGCUGGGGAUGUUGGCUUUGCUUUGA